This is a messenger RNA of Schistosoma spindalis, 4738 nucleotides long. The record is from the annotation of a GenBank genome assembly. NCBI's taxonomy places the organism in Eukaryota, Metazoa, Platyhelminthes, Trematoda, Strigeidida, Schistosomatidae.
AUUGAAUACGAUGUUAAGUAUACGACCUUAAGUGUUGGAAACUUAAAUCCGUUACUUAAUACUGCGCAUUUCAUUAAGACUAUUGCUUCGUUAUAAUGAAAAUUCACCAUAGAGAACAGAUGAGCCCACCUUGUCUGUGGGAAUGAUUUUUGGAAUUUUGACAGUUUUUGCUAUUAUUUCCUUCACAAUAACCAAGUCACUUAAUGCUGUGUGGCAAGAAAGUUCAUGGGAUCCUACCUGGGACACAUGGUGGCAUUACAAAGAAGGUGUAAUAGGAGGUCCAAGUCACUGGGGGCAGACGGCGCUUAUGGCUAUUACCAAUGACAUUUGGUCAGCUUGCUAUCAAGGAAAAAUGCAAUCACCAAUCAAUAUCUCUACAAAGCAUUUAGUAUUUGAUACUAAUUUGGAACCUAUAAAAAUACUAGGCCUAGAUAAACAGAUUGACGUGGAAAUAGUGAAUACCGGACAAGAUUUACAAAUGAAAUUUCUUGAUUCAGCAACAAUAAUUGUAUUCAGUGAAGGGCCAUUGGUAUAUGACUACAAGCUGUUUGGUGCUAUUAUAAAAUUUGGUUCAAGAUCAAGUCGUGGUUCAGAUCAUCAAAUUGAUGGUAUUGCGUUUCCGGCAGAGCUACAAUUAUAUGCAUUCAAUUACAUCUUAUAUCCAAAUUUUUCUGUUGCACUAUCUAAACCGAAUGGGUUAGCUGUAUUGUCUAUCUUCUGUCAAGUCGGUGGUCAGUCAUCAGCUGAUUUGGAAGCUAUAUUUUCUAUAGCAGAUCAAGUGCAGUUGAAAGGACAGUUUAAAAAACUUCACGGUUUGUUGUUGGAUGCUAUAAUACCAUCAACUGUUCACUAUAUGACAUAUCAAGGUUCUUUACCUUUUCCUGCUUGUUAUGAAACAGUCACUUGGAUUAUACUCAACCAACCAGUUAUAAUCACAGAAACACAGGUAAACAUAAAUUCACUUAAAAGGGGGUUUAAAUAAAAUAUCACCAUACUGAUAAUACAUUACUAAAAUGGACUUACUAAAUACGUGUUAAUCGACAAAGUAAUUUCUGUUUAUUUAUUCCUAAGUAUAUAAAUUUUUUUAUAAAAAAUUGAAUAUUUUAAAGUAAUAUAGACAAUACAGUAAAUAAUCACGUUUCUCAUUACUGAUAUGUCGAUAGCAAAUAACUCAUCGAUUAAAAUAAUCAGGAAAAUCUUUAUUGAUUAAAAGGUAAUAGAAAUAAUUCGACUACUCAGAAAUUUGUCAAUAAACAAAAAGAUCAUAACCAUUGAGUAUAGAAUGUAUAUUACCUUCAAAUUGAGUUGUCAUUAAUUAUUUUUUCAAAAGCUAAGAAUUUUAUUAUGACUAUUCUCUGAAAUCCUCCAUUUUAUUAUUUUACUUUUUGUUACUUUUAGCACUACUCUCAAUAUUUAUUAACUUGUUUAGAUGAGUUACUAUUAACAUUGAUUAGGUCAUAAAUGUGCUCAAACAAGAUGAAAAUAACAAAUUAGGUAAGAAAUCAAAAUAAUGUUAUGAUAAUGAUCAUGAAAAUGCGACUGUACGUUGUAAAAAUAUUGUUCGAAGGAACAGUACGAAUUAUAUUCAAAUGAAUUGUUGAAAAUCAAGACUGAAAAAAAGGAUCAAGAGUUAACCCAUCAACACCAUUGUGAAUGAUUUAAGAAAACAAACCCUUUAAAUGUACAUUAAAGCAAAUAUAGCGCCUACUUUUAUUGAUUCAAAAAAUAAAUUAACCAUUUAUAAAUCUGUUCUUUUCUUUCCAUGUAACAGCUUAGAUUUAAGAGAGAUAUUGUUAUAAUAUUAUUUACGAUAUAAAGAACACUGACAAAUAAAUUUGAAGUUAAAUCUAAUCGACGGACCAAGUGAUUCUUCAUUGAUAUUAUAUUCGUUAUUUUUUUUAGAGUCGUUUAACGCGUAAUACUGAGUAAAUUAUUAUUAUAAUCUUUCAUAAUUCAAAUUUAUACAUAUUUCCAGAAGGGGUUUGGUGAAGAUCAUAGUAAUUUCAAUAGUUGGAAUCAUGAGUCAAUUAAAGCUCGCGAAGAGGCGGAAUCGUGGGUGCGCACUGCUGAGGAGUCCUAUACUAGAUCAAAACGGCCGUCCAGUGCUUUCAGGUUUUCCAUGGUGGUCUAGCUUCAAUUGACACAUGAUUUCAACUAUUGAAAUUAUACAUAUUUACUAAUAACUAAUUAUCAAAGUGAGGAUACAAUUAAUGCACAUAAUAAUUGAUAACAUCACCAAAUGAAUAUCUAAUAUUUAUUUUCUAUAAUCAAAUAGCAGAGACAUGGUACGUAUAUUUUUUUUCUAAUAAGUGUUGUUUCACUAAUCUUUUUUAAUUUCGAUUUAUCAAACACCGUUUUAAGUUCAUGAACUUAUAAUGACUCAAAUGUCUUCAAGCAUAAUGUUAACUUGUAGAUCAUCAUUUGGUUUCUCUAGUUUUGCCAUUAAAAAAUAGUAAGCGUUCAGAAAAAUACUCUAAUUCUGGUUAAUGUUCACUAUUUAAUUGAUAAGAAUUUUAUAUACAUCCAUAAUAGUUGUACAUAAUGACAAGGCAACUUCAGCUAUUCUUUAGUAUCAUUUGAAUGGGAUUUUUAUCUACAUUCAGACCAGAUAUAAAACAAUUUCUUAAUGACACUAAAUAUUUAUAUUAUAAGUACGUUUUCACUUGUUAUUAGCCAUAUAUGUGGACAAAAAUCAUGACAUACAUCGUUUACAUGACAAAAACUUUGAUAAAUAAGUAAGUGUACAGAUACAAAAUUAAAAGAACUUUACAAAAAAUAUUUCAUCUUUGUUAACCUUAUCAUAAUCGAUAGCUAAUUUCUUCAAAAAAAUAUAAGCGCGAACGGUGAUAUAAAAAUAUACAGUUGCAUCAUAAAUUUAAAUUCAUGUAACGGAAAUUCAAAUAUUGUUUAACACUUUUAUAAAGUUCAUCUCCCAACCUGGAUAUAAAUACUAGUUAGUUUUCUCCUAGAGCAACUAUGGUGAUAAAUAUAAACAGAAAAUUACACAAAUAUCUGUCGAACUUUACAUAAAAACACUGAAAUCAAUAACACUUGGGAUAUUUGGUUGAUAAAUCCACUUAUUUUGAGCAACGGAAAAAGUACUGACAUUGAAAUGUAUCAUACAAAUGCAAAGCACAACGAUAUAUAUAUAUAUAUAUAUAAUUCUUAUUCAUAGUUGAGUGACGACUAGCCUGAAAAUCCAGUAGAAGAGUAUCCUUCCAUUUGGCAUUCGUCAGCUGAGUUGACCUAUUAUCUUAAAGUUGAUCUUUACUCUGAUACUCGCACCCAGUACGUUUGCUCCGUAUGCGGUCAGUCUUUCUAGGCAUAUUUGCAUGAUGAACGGGUUUCCUCAAUAUUUUCUUUAAGUCACGAGCAUUUUUAAGCACAAAUGGAUGAUGAUAAGCUGUGAAACGUAGAAAACGGCAUUCCAGUGCUUCCAGGUUUUCCAUUGUGUUCUAGUUUCAAUUAACUCAUGAUCUCGACUAUUAAAAUUACUACAAUCUCUAAUAAACCCAAAACCAAAAAACAUUCAGAUAACUCUUAUUUUGAACAAGUAUUUCAUUAGUUUUGUCUCAUGUAAAUAAAGUAAUCAUUAAAAAUAAUUAAAAUAUUUCUACUGUGUGUGGUGUAUUGUGAAUGAAUUGUUGUGUAUGAAUUAUUCCAAAUGCAAUAUAGAUUUACUACCAAUGUUUAUAUAAAUUUCUCUUAAUUCACAAAAAAUCGACAUCUAUAGAAAAAUGUACUUUUACAUUAUUUUUGCAUUAUAGUUGAAAUCUCUUCGUCAACUUCGAAUUUCUUCAUUUCGGGAAUCUGGUAGAAUGGCUGAUAAUUAUCGAACAAUUCAGAAACUUAAUAAGCGCUCAGUAAGAACAAAUAUCGACUUUAUACAGACUCAACCAUACUGUUCAAUGCAAUCUAGACGAUCUUACACUGUAUCGAAGAAAAUUGUUGAAAACUAAAAACUUUGGUCGUUGUAUUACGAUCUUAUUGAAUGAGGAUAUGUGAAUUCAAAAGGUUUCAUACAAAGAGAUGUUAUUUUGUGUGAAACCAAUUUAACUAAGUUGUUCUACUUAGUAACAGAUAAUAUUCUAAAAUGAAUAAUGAAAAAACUCGGAGGAAUAUCUUGAAUUAUUUAUUCAAAACGAAUAAUAUAAAAUCUGAUUCAUAUCAUUACACUUUAGUAGUAAAAUAGUUGCUGUUCUCAGGAAGGUAAAGACUGUUUCUUGUUUUUAUUUUCUUUUAUCAUCUACCUCAUAUUACCAGUAAAAUAUCCAGAUUGUUAGUGAAUGCAUAAAAAUAAUAAGAAAAUUUAUAUACCUCGACAAUACAUAAUCUAAUUUAUUGUCAAUACUUUUUAUAAAUUUCUUAUUAACUCUUAAUCUAUAUUUUGUUCAUUUGACUUACUACGGAAAAAAGACGGCAAAUAAUUGUAGUAAAAUAAUAUUUCAUGACUGUUGUAUAAAACUUUGAUUUGAAUUCAUUCGAGUUUUUUUAUCAACAGGAAAGCACAUUAUAAUUGUUACAUUUUAUUUUGAUUGUACUUCAUAUUAAUAAUAUGUAGCUAUGGAUGAAAUUAAACAAAACAAGUGAAUGUACAAUACAAUGUACAAUAUACUUUCAUUACGUUGAAAAAAAAGUUUAAUAAUAAAAAAAUAACACUGUUGUUAAUAUUAAUUAAGUUGCCCUUGUUAUAGUAAAUUGGAAAUAUCACUAUCUCAUUUUCUAUUUAAAUGAAUUA